Ruditapes philippinarum (Manila clam) is the source of this 3413-nucleotide messenger RNA. RefSeq lists its product as uncharacterized. Bases 2556 to 3332 code for a protein of 258 amino acids. The transcript has 6 exons. The record is from RefSeq and is a predicted model, not a curated record. NCBI's taxonomy places the organism in Eukaryota, Metazoa, Mollusca, Bivalvia, Venerida, Veneridae.
CCUCUAUGUUUAUUGACGGACUAGUCCACUUUCAUAAAUGUCUCAGGGCGUUCUGUUUUGCUGCUUUGAAAAGUUUGCCCUUCUUAAAUCGCCGAAUUCAAAGCAAAUGUCUGCAUGUCUUCAAGUCGGAUAUAAAUAAUUUUACUAAAAGUCAAAGAAAAAGGCGAUGAAAAGCAGAGAGACGUAAAGCGAGUGGAUCACCAGGCACGGGAAAUGGCGUCUAUAACACGUCCUCGUGUAACGUGGAUUCUCCGAGCUAAACAAACACUGAGCUGGACUUUUAUCAAAUGAGUGAUGAUUAUGUACGUUGUCAGUUAUGAAUUAUAACACGUCGCCAACAAUGAAUCUUGAACAACAAAAUGCGUAUGGUUUUCAAGCAGCGCAGCCAGCUCAACAACCAACUGGUACACCAGCCCCACCCAGUUGGGCUUUAGCAUUGAUUGAAGUUGUAAAAUCAAUAAUAAUAACCACCAUGAAAGACGCAAUACCAAAGAUUGUGUUAAAAGUUGAUUUAAAUGAAAAGUCAGUUAACAUGUUGAACAGUAAAAUCUCGGACAUGGAAAUAAAAGAAACAACAAUGAAAAACAAGAUAUCAGAUAUAGACAAAUGUCUCAUGUACGAAACACAAAAAUAUAAGCUAAUACAAUCAAAAGAAGACCUGGAAAGUCUUAAGGAACAAUGUGAAAAAUUGACAGAGAAACUGAUGACAAUUAAAAAAGAGAGGAGUAAACAAAUUAAAAAAUCCUUGAAUCAAGGACAAUGAGAGAAAAACUCAUUUUUUACGGUUUGCCAGAGCAGCCAAGAGAAAUCGAAAACUGCGAAUCCUUAGUAACAAAUUUGAUUACUAUCAAAUUAUGCAUCGACACAUCUUGUAUGAGUUUUAAUAGAUCACACAGAUUAGGGGGACAGAGGGCUCGAAAACCACGCCCCAUUGUAGUAAAAUUUCACAGAUAUUCACAUCGCAAAGAAGUACGAAUAUCUCAUACAGAAGUCACUCAAAGAUUCAAACCUAUUUCAGCUGAGGACAAAAAAUGUGUUAAAGUUCAAAUUGAAUGAUUGAAGGAAAAAAAAAGAAUAUCAUGACAAUUAUUUUUUUUAAACUAGUGAAAUUAUAGUUGCACCCUUCACAAAUUUCGAAGAUGCGUCGGAUUAAAAAAACUUAAAAUUUCAACGUCUUAAAAAAUAAAGAUCACGCUAUUGAAAAAAAGGAGUGAAAUGAUCUAAGGAAGUAAUACUGAUGCAAUUCCGACCGUUUUCAUGUUUAUUCUACUUUUUUCUUUUGGCUGCUAGAAUGCCAACUUAAGGCUGCUUGGCUAUCAACUUAUGGAUUCGAGGUUGUUAGACUGCAAACUUCACGAACAUGAUUAAGUAGCUAUAAUGUGUGAAGUGAUUUAGGAAACACUUUUAAUCAUAUAUUGUAAUUUUAAGAUCACGCAGUCAUCUCUUUUGAUUGUUUCAAGUACGUUUAACUAGAAGUACGUUUAACUAGAAGUACGUUUAACUAGAAGUAAUUUAACUAGAAGUACGGUGAACUAGAAGUACGUUUAACUAGAAAAAUAAAGUAGAAAAAUAAAAUUAAAGCAGCACGCCUCCAGAUUAAUGCUUAUUUUCAUGAAAAUUUUAAAAAGUACUUAAAAAGUAAAAUGUUGUGAAGAUAACAAGGAAAGUAAUUAACACAUUGCAAACGACACUAACAAUCCACAUAAAUUACCGAAAAGAGGCCAAAUUAUGUAAAAUUGACCUUUACUGCGUGAGUAACGCAGUAGAAAUUUGGUAAUAAAUUCUGCAAAAUCAGUAAUAUAAAGCACAUAAAAUGUUCACUUUUACUUGAAUCUUGAAUAUUUCUAAUGUUCUUAAAUCUUAGAACAUUUUUCUCAAGUUUAUUUUUCUUGAAAUAUUUUGGCUUAUCUGGAGGCAUGCAGCUUUAAAGAAGUGUUAGCAUUUUAAAUAGUCAAAUUUUAAUCAACACUAAGUGUUUUGGUAUCUGUCAAGCAAUUGAUCACUUUUUCACGGGACAUCAAAUGUGAAUGUCUAUCAGCGGGAUCUUUAACAUCUUGAUUUACUUGUUCAACGCUUUUCUAUCGAAACUCAAUCAACUCAAAGAAGACGUUACGAUUAUCCCUUGAUUUACCAAACGAACAUAAAGAAAUGUACAACAUGUUUUUUUUUAUGAUUUCCACUUUAAAAUCAUUGUAAAUUUGAUGAAAUGAAGGUUUUGACACAAAAGACUAAGUAUGCAAUCAAUACUUUUCAUUCCUAAAUUGAUGUUUUCCUCCAAAAUUGCGUUUUUUUAUUCUCUUCAGAUCCUUCUGGUUUACCUUCAUUUUUUUUUCUUUUCACCAAAGAUGCGUUAAGCGAAGUUCACAAAUACAAAGAAACUAUAACAGGAUGUAAACGCUUUAAACAGUAUUUCAGUUUUUAUUUUGUCAAGAGUCCGGGUAAAAAAGUGUAAAUAUAUUUAAAGAAGUGGGUAAAAAGACUGACACCGAGGUGAAACAUUUAAAAAAGUUAUAGACAUUUAUGACCAUUGUAUUGGAUGUAAUCUUGAUUUCAUCAUGUUUAUUUCAGUACUAACUGCAUUGAUCUGUGUGUGUGCCGUCAUUGCUGGACAGAGGGUAUACCAAUGUGACAACAAAAAUGCAAACGAUAACUAUAUGCAGUGUUUGAACAAAUGGCGUGUAUUUAGAAGCUGCAGCCUAGGGCAUGCACAGUUCCUGAAAGACGUGACGUUGAUUGAUGAAAUAUGUAUUUUAGAUAGAUCCAAAGGUGUUCUCACCGUUGAAGAGAUGGAUACACGUGUAACUAAUGCUAUACCACUGUACUGUAAUUUUAUAACUGCACACUGGAAGGGCCUCAAACAAUUUGUCAUCUACUUAUGCGAACACAGAGAAGAGUUCCAAGGGAUAUAUGCACAGUGUAGAACAAAUAGGAACUUCCAAUCUGCAUACCACGACUGCAAAGCUACCCAUGUAAAACAAAUAAUCUUCGAGGGGGAUAGUUGCAGUUCGUAUAGAGAAAUGGAAAAAUGUUUUAAAAAUGCUCUUGCGAAUCACUGUUCGAAGAAUGCAGCUGAAUUCUUCAUGGAGGCCUUCUCGAAAAGAGAUGAUCCUUUGAUAGCUAUAAGCUGCAAAAAAGAGAAAGAAGAAAAAGAAAAACAAUCAACAGACAACCGUCCAAUGACAAGGGAACGUGUCGUACUUGCUGAGGAAAGUCUUGCAGUGAAUGAAGAAAGUGGAAGUGAUAUUUUAUGUGCGAGAUGCUACUUAAUUAUUUCUAUAUAUAUGUGGAGACUUGCCAUAUCUUUUCUAGCAGUGUAUUUAUUGUCAUCAUAAUAAAGACCCUACCAAGCUGUGUUCAAUUUUUCCGGAUAAACAAUAAUAUCAUUGAAAUUUCAAUAUAUAUCCAUAACAAAC